AUGCUGACGACGCGCUUAUUUUAUUUUAUUUAUCUGCCGCUUGCUUCAACGAUAUUUCCUAAUGAUCCUGAAGAUGCUGGCGAAAGGUUACGUAAUGAAACAGAAGCAACGUGCCAUGUCAUGACCCUCGUCAAAUCUCACGCUUCGUUGUCCAUCAAGAUUUCAUUUCACUAUAAUCUCACAACAUUUCCGCACAAAAAAUUAUUUGGAACUGGAAAUUUCGACAGAAAGUUGAUGAACUGA
Molecule: messenger RNA, 243 nt
Organism: Clunio marinus
Lineage: Eukaryota; Metazoa; Arthropoda; Insecta; Diptera; Chironomidae
Source: the annotation of a GenBank genome assembly